Gracilinanus agilis (Agile Gracile Mouse Opossum) is the source of this 1745-nucleotide messenger RNA. RefSeq names its product zinc finger protein 277 (gene ZNF277). Bases 1 to 1383 code for a protein of 460 amino acids. The record is from RefSeq and is a predicted model, not a curated record. The transcript has 11 exons. Lineage: Eukaryota; Metazoa; Chordata; Mammalia; Didelphimorphia; Didelphidae.
AUGGCUUCUUCGGGGACUGAGGGGGCUGAAACUGGAGAAGAUGGUGUUGGCAGCAGCAGCGGCAGCAAAUUCAGUAAUACAGACAGUAGGGAUUGUAUCUUGGAGCCUCUCUCCCUGCCAGAAAGUCCAGGUGGCAUCUCCACUUUAGAAGGUUCCCCAUCUGUGCCUUGUAUCUUCUGCGAAGAACAUUUUCUUGAACAAGACAAACUUCUGAAGCACAUGAUUAUUGAGCACAAGAUUGUCAUAGCUGAUGUCAAGCUGGUGGCUGAUAUCCGAAGGUAUGUUUUAUAUUGGAAGAAAAGAUUCACUGAACAGCCUAUCACAGAUUUCUGUAGUGUGAUAAGAACCAAUUCCAAAGCUCCAUUUGAGGAACAAGACAAUUAUUUUUUAUUAUGUGACGUUUUGCCAGAAGAUAGAGUUCUUAGAGAAGAACUACAGAAACAGAGAUUGAAAGAAAUCCUAGAGCAGCAACAGCAUGAAAGAUAUGAUACCAGCUUCCGUGGAGUGUGUAUGUUUUGCAAUGAAGAAUUCACAGGAAACAGGUCUGUCCUUUUGAACCACAUGGCAAGAGAGCAUGCUUUCAACAUUGGACUGCCAGACAAUAUCGUACACUGUAGUGAAUUUCUGGAUAUAUUACAGAAGAAACUUGACAACUUGCAGUGUUUGUACUGUGAAAGAUUCUUCAGAGACAAAAAUACACUUAAGGAUCACAUGAGGAAAAAGCAACAUCGAAGGAUCAAUGCUAAGAAUAGAGAAUAUGACCGAUUUUAUGUCAUUAAUUAUUUGGAGCUUGGAAAGUCCUGGGAAGAAGUUCAGUCAGAAGAUGAUCGGGAGCUGUUAGACCAUCAGGAAGAUGCUGCCCUGAUCAGACCGCAUCUAGAGUAUCAUGUUCAUUUCUGGGGGCCAUAUUUUGGGAAGGAUAUUGAUAACCUGGAAAGAAUUCAGAAGAGGACAAUGAGGCUGACUGAAGGUGCUAAUAUGGCCAGGAUCAGCCAAGGAAUUGAAGGAUUAAAUUUUUACCAGCAAGUGAAACUGGUCAACUUUAUUCGGAGGGAAGUUCACCAAUGUCGAUGUUAUGGCUGCCAUUUAAAAUUUACAUCCAAAGCAGAAUUAGUGAAUCACAUGGAGAAGGUCAAACAUAUAUUAGUGCUUCCUGAAAGAACCACAUGGGAUCAGCCACAGUAUUACUUUCCAACCUACGAAAAUGACAGCCUCCUGUGUGCACUCUCUGACAGCGAAGGUGACCUGAGUGCUGAGGGCCUGAAGGAAGAUGACAUCCCCAUCAUCAGUGAGGAUGUGUCCCGUCUCCAGGCUCUGAAACAAAGCAGUGUUUUGAACCAGUUACUACAAGGAGCAGGCUCAAAAAGCCAGAGGAAACUAUAGCCACUGGCUUUAAAACCCAAACACAGAAGGACAGUUCAGAUUUCAGCAUAGGAUUUAAACCUAAAAAGGACCUUGGGGAUCUGCUCAUCCAACCCUCUCAUUUUAGAGAUGAGAAAGCCCCAAAAAGGGUUUCUGCUUUGCCCUGGAGAAUACCAGGAGUAACUAGCAGAACCAGUAUUUGAACUCAUGUUCCCAGAGAUGAAUCAACAAAGAAUUUUGAUCCAGAAUGCAGCAGUUUAUUAUUUGUCAUAAGGUCACUAUAUGAAGUCCGGACAACUCAAAUGUGUUUAUUGUUUUACAGUGCUUGUAAUUUCUGCAUAAAUUAUUCUGAAUAAAAGUCCCACCUAAAUCAUUCUGUAAAA